AUGACAGGGACCCCCAGCCAUUCCUUUCAGUUUCCUCUGCUUACCCGUCAUGCUGACACAGAUCCUUUACUGACUUUGAUAGUAAAUGGCAAGGAAACUGUCUUUCUUGUGGACACGGGGGCCACACGCUCCACUUUGUCACUGUUGGAGGUCCCUUCCUCGAAGGACACUGUAAAAAUUCUCACUGCUUCAGGACAGCCACACACUUUACUAGUUUCAAAACCUCUGAAAGUGCAACUCAGCACGGACAGCUCUUCAUUAACUCAUCGCUUCCUGUUAAAUCAUCUGUGCCCUGUCAAUCUACUAGGAAGAGACCUCAUGACUAAACUGGCAGGGGAGCCUACCUGCCGUCUGCUAGCAAGCCCAGCAAUGCCUGUUUUCACAAAGGAAGGAGACAUUAUAAUUGGAGGGAUAUUUGUUUUUCAUGGUCUUGAAAACACCAAGAAUGCAUUUAAAGAUGUUCCUGUACUACCUAAGUGUAAAGGUUUAAAUUUUAGGGAAUUCCAGUUUGCUAAAGCUAUGAUCUUUGCCGUAGAAGAAAUUAACAACAGUUCAGAUAUACUACCUGGAGUUUCUGUUGGCUACAGAAUAUAUGAUGCUUGUACUUCAAUUCAACUGGGUAUAAGAGCCGCAAUGGCUUUAAUGAACGCUCCUGAUGAAGACAUGUUCUCUGACACUUCUUGCAAGAAAUCCUCAAAUGUUCAUGCUAUCAUAGGGAUGUCAGGUUCUUCACACACCAUUGGAGUUGCUAGAGUAAUUCGGUCCUUUCACAUACCACUGAUAAGCUAUGUUGCGACCUGUGCUUGUCUUAGUAACAAACAGGAGUACCCAACUUUCUUCAGGACAAUACCAAGUGACUAUUACCAAAGCCGAGCCCUAGCACAGAUUGUGAAGCACUUUGGGUGGACUUGGAUUGGGACAGUGAGAAGUGACAACGAUUAUGGUAACCUAGGAAUGGCUACCUUUAUACAAGCUGUUCAGCAGGAAGGGAUAUGUAUUGAAUAUACAGAGGCUGUGUACAUUAGUUACCCAAGAGAAAAAAUUAUAAAAACUGCACGUGUUAUAAAAGAAUCAUCUUCUAAGGUGAUUGUAGCUUUUCUUUCUUUAUUGGAUAUGGACAUACUAUUGAAAGAACUGACUUUGCAGAAUGUUACAGGUUUACAAUGGAUUGGAAGUGAAGGGUGGAUUUCAGCAAGAAUCUUUGCAACUGAAGAGGUCUAUCAGAUUCUUGGUGGUGCAAUUGGGUUUGCCAUUACAGACUCCUUGAUACCUGGAUUAAAAGACUAUAUGCUAAAUGUACACCCAUCUGACACUCCUGGCAAUGCUUUGAUGAAUGAGUUUUGGGAAACUAUUUUCAGCUGCUCAAUGAAUUCAAAUACCAAUGCAUCAAAAUGUACGGGUUUGGAAAAUUUAAGAGAAAUGAAAAAUGAGUAUACUGAUGUGACUGAACUAAGAAUUCCUAGUAAUGUUUAUAAGGCUGUAUAUGCUGUAGCAUAUUCAUUGCAUAGUCUUUUGAAAUGCAAACAGGAACAAGUAGGUGUAGGCAACAAAACCUGUGAAAAUGAAUUACCAGUAGAGCCAUGGCAGGUGGUUCAGCAGUUAAAGAAUGUUAAUUUCACAACCAUCUAUGGAGAAAAUAUUUAUUUUGAUAGAAAUGGUGAUCCAGCAGCAAAAUAUGAAUUAGUGAACUGGCAAAUGAAUAAUCUGGGGACUGUAAAAUUUGUUAAAAUUGGUAUUUAUGAUGCAUCUUUACCUGAUGGGCACCAGUUUAUAAUGAAUAAUAUUAGCAUUGUGUGGGCAGGAAACAGGACAUGGAUUCCCAGAUCAGUCUGCAGUGAUGACUGCCUGCCAGGCACACGAAAAGGUUCAAAGGGAAAACCCAUUUGCUGUUUUGACUGUGUUCCAUGUGCUGAAGGAGAAUUUAGCAAUGCAACAAAUGCCAUUGAUUGUUUGAGCUGUCCAUUGGAUUACAAUUCAAAUGAACAGAAAGAUCAUUGUGUAUUAAAAGUAAUAGAAUUUUUGUCAUUUGGUGAAAUCAUGGGUAUAAUUCUGGUCACAUGCUCCCUAUUUGGUGUCACACUCACUGCCCUUGUAGCCUCUAUUUUUUUCUAUUACAAGGAAACCCCUGUUGUUAAAGCUAACAACUCUGAACUAAGUUUUCUUCUUCUGCUUUCAUUAAUGCUGUGCUUCAGUUGCUCCCUUACUUUCAUUGGUGAGCCCUCUCAAUGGUCCUGCACCAUUCGUCACACAACCUUUGGCAUCACUUUUGUUCUUUGUAUUUCUUGUAUUCUGGCAAAAACCAUUGUGGUACUAAUGGCUUUUAGGGCAACACUUCCAGGAAAUAACAUUAUGAAAUGGUUUGGGCCAACUCAACAGCGGUUAAGUGUUUUAGCUUUUACCCUCAUCCAGGUUUUGAUCUGUGCAUUAUGGCUGAUAAUUUCACCACCAUUUCCACACAAAAAUAUGGUGUUAUACAAAGAGAAAAUUAUCUUUGAAUGUGAUUUGGGCUCACCUACAGCCUUUUAUGCAGUUUUAGGAUAUAUUGGUUUUCUCUCUGCCAUGUGUUUUAUUUUGGCAUUUUUGGCUCGGAAAUUACCUGACAACUUUAAUGAAGCAAAAUUCAUCACAUUUAGUAUGCUUUUGUUUUGUGCUGUCUGGAUCUCUUUUAUCCCAGCGUACAUCAGUUCCCCAGGAAAGUAUAUUGUGGCAGUAGAAAUCUUUGCUAUUUUAACUUCAAGCUUUGGUUUGCUACUCUGUAUUUUUGCUCCAAAAUGCUAUAUAAUCCUUUUAAAACCAGAAGAAAACACAAAGAAACACUUAAUGGGUAAGGCAUUGACAAAUUAGUGUGAAAUAUGGUAAAUCCCCAUGUCUGGCAGAAAAUGCACCAUUACUGUAACUUAGGCCAUCUC
Messenger RNA from Erpetoichthys calabaricus (reedfish), 2909 nucleotides. Its product is annotated as extracellular calcium-sensing receptor-like. The record is from RefSeq and is a predicted model, not a curated record. Gene Ontology annotation, biological process: proteolysis; G protein-coupled receptor signaling pathway. Gene Ontology annotation, cellular component: membrane. NCBI's taxonomy places the organism in Eukaryota, Metazoa, Chordata, Cladistia, Polypteriformes, Polypteridae. Gene Ontology annotation, molecular function: G protein-coupled receptor activity; aspartic-type endopeptidase activity.